CCGCCCGCCGCCGCGCCCGCCGCACGUGUCGCGGCCCGCCGUGCCGGCACCCGCGACUGCUCCCGAGGCCUAUAACCAAACAUAUCAUUGCUCCUAAGGUGUUAAGUUUGUGUAUGCGGUUGUGAUAAUUUUCCUGAGAACUGGAUAGUACACUUUUUAGAUAUUAUACAAACUUAGAUACUGUUUACUUCAAUUGACGAAACUUUUGAUAUAACGAGCUAUUUUUUGUGUAGUCAAUUAUAGUGUUUAUGUAAUAAGUUAGUGUUUGGAUGACGUAUACGUAAAAACGGACGACAUGACUCAAGCGAACCAACAAAAUUUCACGAUGGAGUUAAGUCGGCGAACGUCACAAGACAUGUCGGAGCCGGCGCCCACACUCGCGAAGGGUCGCAGUGACGCCGGUCUGAGCAAGAGUUGUGCCGAGCGUCCGCCUGCUGUCGGUGAGAGCGCCAAUGCCGAGGACAAGACAGAGUUUGACUACGGCGCUGUGGCAGCAGCCGCGGCUGCGGUGGCGCGCGAAAGCAAGAACCCGUUCCUGCCCCAGGUGUAUCGCGCGAGUCGCCCGCACGGGCACUUUGAGAUGGGCCCGCGUGGUGUGGACUACUCGCCGCACCGCAUGGGCUUCGAGACGAGCGGCCGCGCGCGAGACUUGGGCCCACAGCGCUCCAGCUCGGUACAGGGCCACGAGCUGACGGAGCCGCCGCCGGGCGUGGCGCACCGGGCUUAUUUCGGCAACCAGUUGGCGCACCCGGACCUCUUCCGGCACGAAUACUACGCGCAGAUGGGAUUUUCACCGCCGCGCGCAUCGCGCUUUUCCUCACAGGAGUAUCUCAACGCGCCGGCGCAGUUCGGCCGCUGGCCCGACUAUCGCGCCGAGUACCGCCAUCGGCGCCGCUCCCAGCAGGACCUGCUCGCGAUCGAGCGCAACGCUGGCGCCGAGACAGGUACAUCUGUCCCCUAAUUAAUGCGAUACCGAAUGAAGGGACUGUUUACGCGUAGUUACGAUGUGGGAAUGGCAACACCGAUUAUGUAGACUGAAUAUGUCGAUAAAACGAGCUCUUAGGUUUUUACUAUCGCAACAUUAAAAUAGAAAUGAAACUUUUGUCGGACCCAAUGCAACAAACCAACCUUUCGAGCACUUUACAGGUCCCAUGGUCAUGUCUGAUUGAAAUGGUGUUAGUAAUCAAAUUUUAAUAAUUACGUAUAUACAAGAGUAUUAAUGCCAAACACCCUGUUCUGAACUAUAGGUAUAGAAAUGAUCAGUUCUAUUAUAACU
Messenger RNA from Hyposmocoma kahamanoa, 1276 nucleotides. RefSeq lists its product as uncharacterized. Lineage: Eukaryota; Metazoa; Arthropoda; Insecta; Lepidoptera; Cosmopterigidae. Bases 296 to 961 code for a protein of 221 amino acids. The transcript has 2 exons. The record is from RefSeq and is a predicted model, not a curated record.